AUGUCAUCAUUACCAACAUCCAUUGUUGCCUCUUCUCAUCAUGGAAUAAUUACUAAUAGUAAUCAUUUGCAAGGCAAAAAAGCAACCACAAAUUUAUCUUGUUUAACUACAAGUCUAUUGUUGGAUAGAACCCACAAUCAUCACCAACAUGAAGAACAACAAAUAAUAAUCGGAAGUAGUAGUACAGACAAUGGUAGUGAUGAUAGGAUAUUAGAGAGUAAUUGUAGUAAUAAUUAUAUAGUAGGAAAAGAAGAGGAUGAAAUUAAAGUGGAAACAUCAACUUUAGAUAAUCAUUGUUCUACAACAAAGGGAGAAAAAACACCAGUAUCUCCUGCUAAUGAAACAGAAGAACAGAAUGUUGACAAUACUCUCGAAUCACUUUGUAUUGAAUACUUGAUGAAGAAUAUCGAAAACUUUUCAAAGCCUCCUUCGAGUGUGGUCGAUAAUAAUUAUUAUGAAUUUCUUGAAAAGGUUGAAGCUAAACUUGGCAAUCAACAAGCACCACCACAAACUAAUGGUUCUUCUGCAGCUUCCUAUAAGCAUUUAUUAAAACAAAGAGCAAGAAGUUCUUCAAUUGGAAAAGUUGGUGGUGGAGGUGGAAAUAUUACAAAUUAUUUGCCAGCAACAUUUGUGAUGAGUCAACAAGCAUCGGAAGAGGUUUAUCCAUUUCCACAAGCUGUUUCUCAAUUAAUUGUGAAUGGAUUGUGUACCUCUAAACAAAUUAGUCUUCCACUUUUAAUCAAGUUGAGAUAUUCUGGGUUAUCGAAUUUGAAUUUAUCUUUGAAUGGACGUGUUCAUGAUGAUUGGAUGAUGUUAUUGAGAGAAAUACCUUUGGAAACUUUAAAUUUAUCACAUUGUUUAAUCACUAAUCAAAGUUUAUAUUAUGUGAAAGGAAAGAAACAUAUUAUACCAUGCCCAGAAAAUGAGACGAAUAAUGAAAGGGGUUCUCCUACACUUCCUGAAGAGUCUGAAUCUGAAUCUGAAAGUGAUUCUGAAGAAACACAAAAGAAGAGUGUUACUUUUUCUUUUGAUUCAAAUCCAAACAGAAAACCUCCUAAAAAGAAAAAGAAAAAGAUAGUAGGGACUAGUUCUGUCUCCACGCCUCACAAGAGAGUACCUUCUGCUGAUAGUAAUGGUUCAGAUAAGGAUAACGAUAAGAAAAAGAAGAGUGGACCAAAGAGUACAACUUCUAGUGGUUCUGGUGGAAGUGGCUCAUCUUCUAAAAAGAGAAAAGAUGGUUCCAUUCAAGUCACCACACCUUAUACUCUUUCCCGAACACUCAAGUCAUUGAAUAUGUCAAAUAUUCAUGAAAUUACGCAUGAUUCAUUCAAGUUGAUUCCUCAACUAUUCCCAAAUCUUACAGCUUUGUCAUUUGAGGGAUGUAGUAACUUUACUAACAAAUGCUUGGAACAUAUUUGCGGAAAAGUUCACAAAUCUGAGGGAACCGUUCAAGAAAGUUCCAGUGUCAAACAAUUGAGAAGAAACCUUAAAAAACUCAAUUUGAAAAAGACGAAAAUAUCUGAUGCUGGUGUCAGAAAUUUACAAAGUCUAAUCAACUUGGAAUAUUUAAAUUUAUCCGAGAAUAAGCAAUUGACGAACCAUUGCCUAAAAUUCUUGAAAGAUUUAAAGUUUCUUUCAUUCAUAGCCAUUGAUGGCAAUGAAAGAAUGACAGAGGAUGGGUUGAGCUAUUAUCUCGGAGAUGGAAUAACCGGAAUUUCAAUUUCUGGAACAUAUAUGGGUGAUAACCCAGAACAUUUUGCAAAUUUUCCAAAGCUUAACUAUUGGAAUGCUUCAAAUACCAAUAUUCACUCUCUGCAGAACAAUGUUAAAAAUUCAUUUGCCUUCAAUAAUCUCAGUGUGCUUAAUCUAUCUCACUGCAAGCUACUGGAUGAUAAUUCUAUGAAGAAAUUUUUUGAAAGUUUGAAUUGCCUAUGCGAGGUGAAUAUUUCGAGCACUUUCCUUGAUGAUGAAGCUGUUAGUGGUCUAUUGUCUUCAAAGAGUACUCUUAAAAUUUUACAUAUCAACAACUGUGUACAUAUAACUGAUCUUACCUUCGAGCAUAUUCUUCCAUCCUUCAAUAUCAUUACCGAGCUAGGUUUAAGGCAGAUGAAGCACAUCACUUAUGCCAAUGGAUGGUGUCAUUUAUUCUCUGCUGACUUGCCAAAGGUAGAAAAACUAUAUUUGACUGCUAGUUUUAUUAACCAAAGGUCUGAUCAAGUGGAGCAAGAAGGAUUUAAGGAAGCAUUUGCAAAUAUUUGCAAAAAUUUGAAAAUAUUGGAUUUAAGUUGUAAUUUGAAAGGAAUAGAUGAUGAAAAUAUUUCAGAGGCUAUCUCUGCAAUGACCAAUUUGGAGUGGAUAGAUUUUUCGCAUUGUGAUAGAAUUUCCUCAAAAACUGUUGAAAAUAUUGCCAAACACUGUUUUAGACACUUGACUCACUUUGCUAUUAGUUAUUGCAAGAAGGUAGAUGGAGCAAGUAUUCCACUAUUAAGGUCCUGCAAAAGCCUUGAAGUAUUGUACCUAUCAGGUAUCAAUAUUCUUCCACAACAGUUUGCCAAACUUGCUACUUUGGAGAAUAUUUCUGACUUGAGUGUGAUGGAUUGUAAAAAGUUGGAGCAAAGGGAUGGUUGUACCGAAUUCUUGUACAUACUAAGCAACCAAUGUAAAUUCAAAAACAAAUUACUCAUGCUAAAUUUGUAUGGCCUUUACAUUUAUGAAGAUUCUUUGGGAUUUUUAGUUAGUUUGGAUAAUUUAGUCACACUAAGAUUGUCAACUCAUGAAGAGCUUGAGGACCUGGGAGCUUUGUACGAUCUACACAAUCUGGUCUAUUUGAAAACCAAUGUUCUACAAUCCAAAUCUCUUCAACAAGAUUACAAAGCCUCCAAAGGAUUCAACAGAGAAGUUUUCUCAAUUUAAUUAUUGAGAAGUUUCUACAUUAAUUAAAAAUGUUUAUUCGGUACAGCUAAU
Molecule: messenger RNA, 2964 nt
Organism: Naegleria gruberi
Lineage: Eukaryota; Heterolobosea; Eutetramitea; Acrasida; Naegleriidae
Product: leucine rich repeat protein with F-box domain
Exons: 1
Coding region: 1-2913 (970 amino acids)
Biological process (GO): SCF-dependent proteasomal ubiquitin-dependent protein catabolic process
Cellular component (GO): SCF ubiquitin ligase complex
Source: RefSeq, a predicted model, not a curated record